AUCCUUGCGAGCGUAAAACCUUGCGAUGGUAUAAAAAGAUAUUUAUUCAUGUGAUGCAAAUGAUCGUAAUAAAUGCCAUGCAGCUUCACAAUAUGCAUGCGAUUGACAAAAAACUCUCUUUGUACGACUUUAGAAGCAGUUUGAUAGAGAGUCUUUUACCCCCAAAGCAGCAAGCUCCUCUCAUUACUCCACCAAGAAACCCAACCCACAAACUUGUACAAAAUGAAGAACGGGAUAAAAAGGGUGACAGAAAACGUAAAGAUUGUAGGGUAUGCUACAAGAAUGAAAAGAAAAGGAAGAUGACAACAUAUACAUGUUCUGUUUGUCCAGGUAAACCAGGACUUUGUGCUGUCAAUUGUUUUGACAUACAUCACAGAGACCAGCAGUAAAAGCCAUGCCCUCAAGACCUUGUAAAUAUUGUAUAUAGUUUUAUUUGUUUUUGUUUUGCACUGUAUAAUGAAAUAGUUUCAAAUUGGAUUGUUUUUACGGUAGCCACUCGCGUUAUUAGACUUUUUAGCCACGCUCUGUGCGACAAAACUCUUUCCGUGUGCUGAUCCGCGGGUCAAUCUGUGACGUCAUGUAAUCCGCCAUUUUGGAUCACGGACGUUAUUAUCUGCCCAUAAAUCUGCCUCUGAUAGCAAAUGGUUUCAGUGCUACAGCGCACCUAGUCACUUCAUAUUGGUCCAAAUCAAGCAUUGGUAGGAACAGAGAGGUUGGAGGAGAAUAACCACGAGAGGAGAAUUCAACCUUGCCAAACCACUCCCACUCCUCUUACGGCGAUCUACUAUCACUGACUUCUACAGUAAAGCAAGAUGUCAAUAGCUUAAGACGAUGCCACACGAUAUAGACAAUCUGUGAAGCCUCACACAAGGGAGGAGGACGGGUCCGUGCGUUAUGGCGCGCAGUGGAUAACACUAUCAAGAAUAAGAAAUGGUAGAUAGUUGGUAUUGUUCCUGAAACUUCUGCAGAUAGUAAAGACAUCAGCAACAAUGCCUCACCAUAAUGUUGCAGAGUUUGUCAAGAGGAGAGAAAUUGAUGAGAGCGUGAGAAACAGGUUGCAGCGUAAACUGCAUGUGACUGACAGCUUCGUACAAAGGCUGGGACUGGAGAAGGAGCUGGAGGGACAUCAAGGAUGUGUUAACUGUCUGGAGUGGAACUCUGAGGGGAGGAUACUGGCAUCUGCAUCGGAUGACUUCCAAGUGAUCUUGUGGGAUCCUUUCAAGUACCGUAAAAUUCAAUCCUACCAGACUGUUCACCAUGGGAAUAUAUUUUCAGUCAAGUUCCUACCGGGCACUAACGACAAUACGUUGGUGACGGGUGCGGGAGACUUCCAGGUGCAUGCGAUGGAUGUUACGCUCAAGGAGACGACGCAGGUGUGCACAUGUGCCACUGGUCGAGUUAAACGGCUGGCCACAGCUCCUCAGGUGCCUUUCAUCUUCUGGAGUGCCUCCGAGGACGGAGCUGUUAGACAAUAUGAUCUGCGCUCGCCUCACAGUUGUUCGGGAGAUGUGAACAAUGUUUUGGUAUACCUUCGAACCCACUUAGGCCACUUUGCGGAGACUAAAUGCCUGGCUGUGAAUCCCCUAAGACCCGAAAUACUGGCGGUGGGUGCCAACGAUCCAUACGUCCGGCUCUAUGAUCGUAGGAUGAUCAGACUCACCAAGAUAUACACAUCAGAGAAUCUACACAGUCAGCGAGCCCGGCUCGCAUACCCCGCAGAACCAGUGGAAGUGGAGGAUAAUCUGCCAAAAGAGUGUGUGCAGUACUUUGUUGCCGGUCACUUGCCAGUAAAACAAAAAGAUUUCAAGAAGAAAUUCCGGAGUUUGGCCGCUACUUACCUUACCUUUGGCUCGAAGGGCACAGACUUGCUGCUGAAUCUGGGUGGCGAGCAGAUCUACUUGUUCGACAUCACUCGCAAGCAGAAACCCAAGUCCUUUGAUAUCCCCAAGGCUGCUAUGCCCAAAGAACAUUGUAGUACAUCAAAUGGCUACAGCAACGGAUACCACACAGGUGCAAAUGGGUAUGCUGUAUCACCAGGGUCUAAAAAAGAUGACAAGAAGCCAGCGCUACCAGAUCAUGUGGAGGCUAUGAAACUAACUGCUAACAUGUUGUUUGAAAAGGAGGAUUAUACUCCUGCGAUCAGACUAUACAACGAGGCCAUCCAACAUUACAGCAACAGCCCUGUUUUGUACGGUAACCGUGCAGCAGCAUAUAUGAAGAGAGACUGGGACGGAGACAUGUAUGCUGCCCUUAGAGACUGUCACACAACCCUACUAUUGGAUCCUAAUCAUGUCAAGGCGUUUUUUAGAUUGGCACGGUGUCUCAAUGAGUUACACUGGACAGACAAAGCACGGCAAUGUCUUGAGAGCUUCAAGUUACGAUUUCCCAACCAUGUCAACAGUCAUGCUUGUCGUGCUCUGGAGAAGGACAUCUACUUAUCAGGCAUUUCUACUUCUGAAGAUGCUGAUUCAGAUGAGCUGGAUCUCAUGAAGGUGGGAGAGAGCCGGCUACUGAGUCGCAUCUCCACGCAGGAAUGGCGGUGGAGGGAGGCUUCCUACGACUACGACAAGAGGUUCUACGGACACUGUAACACCACAACUGACAUCAAGGAGGCUAACUUUUUCGGCAGUGAAGGCCAGUACAUAGUUGCUGGGUCAGAUGAUGGCUCAAUUUACUUCUGGGAUCGAAGGAACACCAACAACGUGCGUAUUCUGCGAGGUGAUAGCUCUAUCGUUAACUGUCUGCAACCACACCCCAGCUACUGUCUGUUGGCUACAAGUGGCAUCGAUCCUCUUGUGCGUCUCUGGUCUCCUCGCCGUGAGGAUGUGGAGAACAAUCACGAGAUCCGUGACCGGGACUCAGCGGCAACUUGUAAUCAGCGACGGAUGAAGGCUGAUCCAUUUGAUGUUGUGUUGAUGAACAUGGGAUACCGUGUGGGUGGAGCAAACGAUGAAGCAAACGAGGACGGAAACACUCCCACCUAUAACUGCCACACUAGUUAGUGUCAACAUUAAGAUCCACUACAAAUUAGAAUAUACAAUUUUUUAUUGAACCUACUUCUCUUAAACUUAUUUUUCUAUAGUUCUGAUAGUAAAUAUUUUUGUCAUGAGAAUUUUUAGUGGAAUAAAUAAUAAUGUUAUUUA
Homalodisca vitripennis (glassy-winged sharpshooter) is the source of this 3143-nucleotide messenger RNA. It is a transcript of the gene adp, whose product is annotated as WD and tetratricopeptide repeats protein 1. Gene Ontology annotation, cellular component: Cul4-RING E3 ubiquitin ligase complex; cytoplasm. Gene Ontology annotation, biological process: negative regulation of fatty acid biosynthetic process. The coding region runs from base 990 to 3002 and encodes 670 amino acids. The record is from RefSeq and is a predicted model, not a curated record. Lineage: Eukaryota; Metazoa; Arthropoda; Insecta; Hemiptera; Cicadellidae. The transcript has 16 exons. Gene Ontology annotation, molecular function: protein binding.